Molecule: messenger RNA, 3864 nt
Organism: Durusdinium trenchii
Lineage: Eukaryota; Dinophyceae; Suessiales; Symbiodiniaceae
Source: the annotation of a GenBank genome assembly
AUGGAGCUGUGCUCACGCAUUCUACUGCCAGAAUGGGCAAAGGCUCUUGCAGAUGGUGACAAAAUGUUUGAAGUCCAACGCUACCGAUCAACCUACAGAAACCAGAUGAAAUUUGCCAAGGAAGAUUCUGUCAUUGUCGUGGGCGGUCAGGGAUCAAGCAGAAUCUCUGCGUUUGCUGUCGUUCAGCUUUGCGUCCGAAGGGUUUCCUAUUGCCAAGCUAGGGCCCUUGCAGACCUGCUGCCUCCUCACUUGGAUCAGGCAUUCAAGGAAUACAUUCAGCAGGGCUAUUGCUUUGACGUUCUUCUGUUUAAGAAGGUGGUGGAUGUCCGACCGCAGAACAUUACAUGGAGGAACCUAGAGGCAGAGCUGGGCAAGCGUGUAUGCAGAAACAACGGCUUUCCGAAGAUUCCGCUGACUUGGGACAAUGAAAUCUCAGUUCAAAAGAUCUUGACAGACCCUGCGUGUGUGGUUCAUUGCCACGUGUGGCCACAGUGGGAAGCUGUGGCCAACAAGCAAUGCUUGGCUCUCAUGAUUGCCAGCUUGCCGUUGCCAACAAAGAUGCCAGAUGUGCUAGAUGAAGUUGCCACGAUGUACGCAGGCCUGUCUGGCGCUGACUACAAAGAUGCUGAAACUUGGACAGGUCUGAAGAUCCAAGCAGCGGAGUUGAGUGUGCAAAAGGACUCGUUGGGGAAGAGUCUUAUUCACCAAUGGCGGUGGGAUUCCACCUCGCUUUGGUCAGGGCGUUCAGCAGAAGCCAGGAAUAUUGUAGGCAUUGCCCACAGUAUCUUGGCAAAUGGUUUCCGGCAAGAAGAAAGCAUAUGCUCAAGGGAUGCAGUGUGGGGGCUGGAGAGCCUCCGUUUUGGAGAUGGCAUGAAAAGGGGUUUGGCAAGCAAAUUAGUUUGGGUCUUGAUGCGCAAAGCCAUUUCCGAUGGGAUGUUGAAAGAAGACCCAGAAGCUGUGAAAGUCUUCAGCAGCCUGGUGGGCCUGCCAACAUUGUAUGAGCAGGGCGUGGACCUGGUGAAGCAAGCAGUUAGGCAAAACGUCCGAGGCACAUACAUCCAACCACUCUCAUGCCUACAGUGGGCUAACCUUGCCAUCUUGGAGAAGUACCCAUCGCUCAGCAGCAUUGGCCAAGACAAUGCCCAGCUUUUCAGCUGGGAUGACCCAUGUGCCCGACGUGAGGUUGGCAAGGGCCUGUGCGCGAAGCUUGAUGAAUUGCUGAGUGGGUUCCAUGCACAGGUGGACUCCGAGGGGCUGGUGGUGGAAGCCCCAAAGAAGAAGCAAAGAAGGGGCAGAAGAGCGCAAACGCAAGGUGGAAGCCAGAUACCAGUUGAGGAGACAAGUGAAAUUAAAAUUGGAACACAGAAACAGCAGGCGAUCAAGAACCUCUUGAUGGGAUGCACGCCCGAAUCCUUCCGUAUGAUGUGUUGCCACCUCUCCAACUUUGUUGGGGGCGGUGAGAAGCGCAGUGCCUUGACACCAGAGGUUCUUGCCUGGCGACACCUAUGGCCCAUGUCUCCAGUGCCGGAUGGACAGGCUCCUUCAGAAGCGGAAGAGGUUGCCAGAAGGUCAGCUCCACUCCACUUUGGGGUUGAGCUUUCCACUGCUGACCAUGAAGGCCUCCUGGGAAAGUUGAUAUCAGUCUUUGAGAGUGAUGCGGAGAAGACUGGUGGGAAUGCUAAAGUGACUCUGGACGCUUUGUGGCGAUACCGCCUAGUCAUUCAGCACUGGAACAGGACUGUCCAUGGAUGCGCGAAGAAUGAUUUGGACAGUGAUACAUACACAAUGGUAUCUGAUGCCAUGCUUCUGGGAGAUGCCCUUGACUCCCAGUUUUGCCAGGCGCUAAAAUCAUUCCCUUUAGAGUUCGGGCUUACAAUGUUGCCAGAUGUCAAGUCGCUCCAGUCGACAGAUGCUGAUGCAGAGGAGGUUGAAACAGCUAUAGAGAAAGCAGAAAAACAGGAAUGGCAAGCAAAGCUGGCCGGCUUGGAGGCAAAACUGGAAGUUGAUCAGCGCCUCCUGCGGCAAGUGAAUGAUGGGUAUUCUGUCUUGAAUGACUGCCUCGACUGGAUCACAACCCAAAAGAAACUUUCCAUGGCCAAGAAGGCCCGUGAUGUUGUGCAGGAGCACCAAGACUACUUUCUCCCAAUCCUGGAGCUGGAUGAUUUUUCCAACCUUCCAGGAGCACUCGAGACUUUGUUGUCCUCCUUGCCAGCUGUCAAUAGCGGCCAGAUGUCAGACCGCCAGAAGGCUGAGACUAAGAAGCUGAUAGUCUUCCAUGUUGACUUCAACGUGUCAACUCAAUUUCAAUGGGAUUUCUUUGCUCGUGGGCGGUUGAUGUGUUGGGGCACUGAGAAGGACCAUGACAAUCACUUUUGGCAAGCCUCAGAGCUGGUCAGGACUGGGAAGGUCCCAGAAGCUUCAACUACUGCAGAGAUUUUGUGCAUCACCCAAUCUGCUGAUGACACAGACAAGUUUGAUACGAUGCGAAUCAACCCAGCCACUCGAAGCGCCCAAAAGGGCGCAGAGGUUUGGCGAAACGUCUACCAAAGCUUGCUUACCUCUUCAAAAGCCCUGUCGCCACACGCAAGACCACUCUUGGCAGCUGGAGAUGAAGCCAUGGUGGUGGACUUGCAUGUUCACGCAGGCGACCACGCUCUUGGCAGCGUUUUGCUGAGCUCAAGCCUCUCAACCCCGAAUGUGGCUUACAGACACAUCUUGGUAAAGCUGAAAGAGAAGAGGUCCAUUGCUGCUGUGGAGUGGACCCAGAAACGUCUGGGCACCUUUCUAUGCACCAAGUGGUUGAAGCAAGAGGUCAAACUCUUCUCGAAGUCUGGUGACACAGUUCCACCUUUGAUGACAGAAACCACAGACAAGAGCUAUUUGAAGACGAUUCCUGGAGCGUGGGAGGCAUACCAAGGAACAAGGUCUUGGGAGACAAAGCUGCGAGCGUGCUCGAUUUCAGGCACCCAUGUCACGAUUAUGCCCUCGCUGAUUGCUGAAUUCAGCCAUGCCCCACCAUCCGUGAAAGAAGUGCUGGAUCAAAUUCAAAAGAAGCACAAUGAGCACUUCGCUUCAAUUUUGCAGGGAAAGAUUGCGCAAUCAGCUGUUGGUCAGACGACUGAGGAUCCAAGGCCAGCUUCCAGCGCAGACCCUGAUCCAAGCCCAGCAUCAGGUGUUGAGCUUGCUGGACCAGAGAAUGAGACGGCUCUCCGCCAGAAUGAAAAAAUCAUAUGUGAUGUGAAAUGCUUUGACAACAGGGCUCUCACUGUGCUUGUGGCAGAGAGUGGCCAUGCCUGGCUUCUGCUGAGCAACAAGGAGCAGCCAACAAUUGUGAAAAGGGGAACCAAGAUAGCAGGAGUGGGCAGUGGAAAAAUGUCUACCUUGGAAGAUGGAAAGCCUGGCGUGGUUGUUCAAUUCCCAGACCAGGGCAAAACGUUGGUUGAGGCUGUUGUCAGUGGUCAGUCGGAUGAAGACAAUGAGGCCAGGGUUAAGAAGGGGAGCCUCUAUAUGGUCGCAAAGGAAAUGCUCAAGCUUUUUCCCUCUGAAAAGCUUCUCUUGACCGGCCAUGAUAUCACCAUCCGCCCAGUGCAGGAAGGCCAAACCCAUGGCUUUGACAUUUCCAAGCAAACUCAGAGCUGGGGGUUCACUUUGAAGGAUAAAGAAGUCACUUCAUGGGCCCCUGGUAGUGCCGCGCGCACCUUGGUUGAGAAGAAAGUGAAGCUCCAUCCAGCUGCGGGGUGGUUGUGGAGGUUCAGCUUCGACAAAGUCCACGCAAAGUUCACGGCCAAGAAACCCUUUCUUGUCCUAGUGUCAGAUGUCAAGUUGUCGCCUGGAAAGCCUGUGAAGCUGACUUCUGACCCUUGA